Effrenium voratum is the source of this 771-nucleotide messenger RNA. Lineage: Eukaryota; Dinophyceae; Suessiales; Symbiodiniaceae. The record is from the annotation of a GenBank genome assembly.
AUGGCGACCCCCACGGAACGCUUCUUCGUGGCAGCACGGGAGACAGGGCAGGAGCGCUCAGACCUGCCGCUCUGGGGCUUGAGACAGGGAGUGGCCCCGGAGACGGUGUUUCCUCUUCAAGCUGCAGCACCAGCGACCAUGCGGCUUCAAGAGGUCAAGGGUUUGAAGGGUGGCUUUCAAAUUUUGGACCUCAUGACCAAGGACGAGUGCAAGGCCUUCGUGGAGACUCUGGAGAACCUUGGCUUCCACAGUGAUGCCGCCGUGUCCCUCCCUUACUCCUUCCGACACAUGACCAACUGCAACCUGUGCGUUCCUGAAUUUGUGGAUGAGACAUUGUUCAAGCGGUGCGAGCAGCUCCUUCCUGCCAUUGGCGGCCACAAGGCCGUGGGCCUCAAUGCCAAAUUCCGGUGCUACCGGUACCAGCCCGGUGACUACUUCAAGCCCCACACAGAUGGCGCCUGGACGGGCUCGAGGGUCACUGACAAAGGUUUUCAGAGCGAUGCCUUCGGCGACCGGUACAGCCAGCUAACCUUCCUGAUCUUGCUGACAGAAGACUACGAGGGAGGCUUCACACGCUUUUUGGUGGGGGAGGAUGAGAGCGCUGCUGUGGCAGUGCGAACGCCUCAAGGUGGUGCAUUGUGUUUUCCGCACGGCUACCACCCGGAUUCGCCGCUACAUGAGGGCACCGCCAUCCACUCGGGUGUUAAGUACAUCAUUCGUACAGAGGUGCUUUACCCACUCGAAGCGAUGAAGACGGUGCAAAUGCGUUAG